GUAUUCUAUAAUAAGCUUUGGUCUCAUAUAUCUUAAAGCCCAAUAAUUAUCUGAGAAAUUAAAUCUUAUAUUAUAACUUGUUCGGGAACAAUGGCUGAGGAUUUACAAGUAGGCGGUUUUGAAGACCCCUUCGUUGUAAGAGACGCAGGGGCCAAGGGGAUGGGUUGUUAUGCAGCGAGAGAUAUCAAGGCCGGCGAACGUGUUCUUGUGGAAAGGUGCCUCCUUUGGCAAGUAGAUUAUACGGAUGUUUAUGACAGAACCAACAGUCUACUCCAGUCUUAUUUAGGACUGAGUGAAGCAGAUAGGGCAAAAGUUCGGAAUUUAUACUCGGACACAAAUCCCAACUUUAGGCUUCGAAACCGGGCAGCAUUUGAGCAUAGCGGUGAGCUAAUAACAGAAGAUCAAAUCGAUGAAUGUGUCACCGUCAGGCUUGUUCAUGCUGCCAACAACUUCGAGAUAGAGAGUGCUAAGACAGCUUCGGACGGAACAAUCAUUCCCUCUCGAUCUGGCGUCUUUGUUAAGGCAAGCAGGUUUAAUCACUCCUGCGAUCCUAAUUGCUGGUACACUACAACCUCAUGGACGGGACAUUUUAUCUGUACACCAAUGCGGCCUAUCAAAGAAGGCGAGGAAAUCACAAUCAGCUAUAUACCUAAUCAAGCGACCAGGGAAAUCCGGCAGGCUUUAUUGCGGAAGUCCUGGAAAUUCAUAUGCACCUGUAAUAGAUGCGAAGGAUGGGAUCUUGAAUACGACGCUCUACUCGAGGAAGCAUACAAGGUGCAGAAUCCCGCUGCCGAUGAAGAGAGAAUAUUACCAGGUUUUAUACAAGGGGGGAGAGAGGCAGAGGAGCGCCGUAUACUCCGGCGUGCUGAGAUUCUUGAAGCACUACAUUGGCCUCCGGAGCUAUAUUUCGGGUACAUAGAUGCGGCGGAGUAUUUCGUCCAGCUCCACCAAGAACUCCAGGGGGCGGAUAUGAAGCAGAGCUUAAUCUACUCUCAAACAGCCGAACGUUACCUAGACAACGCAGUCAUAGUAGGGGAAGAAGUUUGGGCGCCUGGUGAGAUAAUAUGGCAAGAUUGUAUAGACUAUGCACAGAGGAUCAAGUUAGGAAUUGCUCGAAUAAAGGAAGCUUUAGAUAAACCUAGCGAAAGCUAG
Daldinia loculata is the source of this 1152-nucleotide messenger RNA. Its product is annotated as SET domain-containing protein. The transcript is spliced from 2 exons. Gene Ontology annotation, cellular component: nucleus. Gene Ontology annotation, molecular function: protein binding. Lineage: Eukaryota; Fungi; Ascomycota; Sordariomycetes; Xylariales; Hypoxylaceae. The record is from RefSeq and is a predicted model, not a curated record. Bases 91 to 1152 code for a protein of 353 amino acids.